This is a messenger RNA of Cucumis sativus (cucumber), 833 nucleotides long. RefSeq names its product 40S ribosomal protein S18. Lineage: Eukaryota; Viridiplantae; Streptophyta; Magnoliopsida; Cucurbitales; Cucurbitaceae. The transcript is spliced from 4 exons. The record is from RefSeq and is a predicted model, not a curated record. Gene Ontology annotation, cellular component: small ribosomal subunit; cytosol; ribosome. Gene Ontology annotation, biological process: translation. Bases 159 to 617 code for a protein of 152 amino acids. Gene Ontology annotation, molecular function: RNA binding; structural constituent of ribosome.
AAAGUAGUCUUUUCAGAACAACAAUCAGCCCUAGAAGAAGAAAGCCCUAAUAUAAAACCCUAAUUUUGAGGUUUGUUCAGUUGGUAAGUCGUCGUUGCAGCCUCUUAGCCAAGGAGAAGAAGCAUCAGUACGAAGCCGCUCAACCUCUUCUCUCAACAAUGUCGUUGGUAGCGAACGAAGAUUUCCAGCACAUUUUGCGUGUGCUUAACACAAAUGUUGAUGGGAAACAGAAGAUCAUGUUCGCUCUUACUUCCAUCAAAGGUAUCGGAAGGCGUUUCGCCAACAUUGUCUGCAAAAAAGCCGAUGUCGACAUGAACAAGAGAGCUGGUGAAUUAACUGCUGCCGAGCUGGACAAUCUCAUGGUGGUCGUUGCGAACCCCCGACAGUUCAAAAUUCCUGAUUGGUUUUUGAACAGACAGAAGGAUUACAAGGAUGGAAAGUAUUCACAGGUUGUGUCUAAUGCUCUUGACAUGAAGCUGAGAGAUGACUUGGAGCGUUUGAAGAAGAUCAGGAACCACCGUGGUCUGAGGCAUUACUGGGGUCUCCGUGUCCGUGGUCAGCACACUAAGACUACCGGUCGCCGAGGGAAGACUGUUGGUGUCUCUAAGAAGCGUUAAACAAUGUGUGUUUUUAUUUUGGUGGGCAAGCAAAUUUUCUGUUGGAUGCAAUAUUUUAGAUUAAUGGAAUUAGUUGUUUUGAGAUUGGGUUUACAACUUUUUUGGAUUUGGGUGUUGGGGUUUCUUUAAGCCUCUCUCCCAGGUGUUAUAUUUCAUAUCCAUCAUUCAUUUUUGCUCCUUAUAAUAGAGAUUGAAAUCCCAAGUUGAGUUUCUUUA